Diachasma alloeum is the source of this 3755-nucleotide messenger RNA. RefSeq names its product NPC intracellular cholesterol transporter 1 homolog 1b. The transcript has 21 exons. The coding region runs from base 1 to 3693 and encodes 1230 amino acids. Gene Ontology annotation, cellular component: membrane. Lineage: Eukaryota; Metazoa; Arthropoda; Insecta; Hymenoptera; Braconidae. The record is from RefSeq and is a predicted model, not a curated record. Gene Ontology annotation, molecular function: lipid carrier activity.
AUGAAUAAAUGUGCAAUAUUUCUCCUGGUUUUUACUCAAUUACAUUCGAUAGUAUUAACGAAAGAAUAUACUUGUGUUUGGUAUGGUGAAUGUGGACCAUCAGUGCCCAAUAAGCACAAUUGUCCAUCAAAUGAUUCAGCUCGGCUGAUCAAUGACGCCCAUGCCGAGGAGAAACUGCGUAGGAGGUGUCCCCAUUUCUUCGAAGAAAAUGAUCAUCCCUUGACUUGUUGUGACAGUGCCAUAAUACAAACAAUGGACACAAAUAUGCAACAAGCCGAAGGGAUUUACGGUCGUUGUACAUCGUGUUUAAGAAACUUAUUCCGUUCAAUCUGUGACUUCAGUUGUGCACCUGAUCAAAGUCGAUUUAUGGCUGCAACCGAGAUUUUGAAAUGGGAAGUUGAUGGUAGUGAAUAUAUCAAUAAAAUUGAGAUAUUCCUUGGUGAAGAAUUUGCAAAUGGUACUUUCAAUUCCUGUAGCAGUAUAGUUCAUCCGGCCAGCGGUAAAUUGGCAAUGGAUCUUGCUUGCGGGCAACAUGGUGCGAGCAAAUGUACCCCGAAACGACAUAAGGUGGUGAAACGGGUGGUCUCGGACAUCUACCUAGUCAUCCAUAUGAAUGCCUCAGCAUGCAGUUGCGUGGAUUGUCCAGCUGCAUGUCCUCUGGUUGAGUGGACAAUAAAUCACAGGGCCUUCACACUUCUCGGCAUCAAUGGAGUUGGUGUACUGUUAGGUGUUGUCAUUUUGGGGAUCAGCAUUGGUUUUGCUAUUGGUUUUGCUAUUGGUUGGAUCUGGGGAAGGGACCGAUGCGCCUCGAGGAAAUCGCGUAAUGUGGUAACUUGCAGUGAUCAGUUGAGUGAACACUAUCAUAAUAUUUUCGAGAAAAUAUUCUAUAAAUUGGGACACGAUUUUGCAGAACACCCCAUCCUGACUUUAUCUCUGCUCUCUUACGUGAUUAUUGGAGUUUCCUGGGGCGCAGUGAAUCUGAAGGUUACAGUGGAUCCUAUCGAGAUAUGGGCUUCACCUCAAAGCAGAUCGCGUAUCGAAAAAGAAUACUUCGAUAGCCAUUUUACCCCUUUCUACAGGACUGAGCAGAUUUACAUUAAAGCUGUUAAUCUCGAGAAGAUGACAAGGGAAACGUCGGAUGGAGUCCAAGAGUUUGGUCCAAUAUUCCAAAGAGAAUUCAUGUUGGCCGUGUACGAUUUGCAACAGAAAAUUCAACAGAUUGGUAGAGAUACACACGAAGGAUUGGAAAAAAUUUGUUAUGCCCCUGUGCAAAAUGAAUUCAUGGGACCAAUGACGGUAGAUCGUUGCACAGUGCAGAGUCUCUGGGGAUAUUUCCAAAAUGACUUGGAAAAAUUCAAUAAUACCAAUUACCUGGAUCACUUAUACAUGUGUUUGCAAAACGCAUUCCUUCCAGAAUGUCUAGGUCCUUACAAGGGCCCAGUUAUACCGGACAUAGCAAUAGGUGGAUACUUGGUGGAGGGCAAAACAACUUACGAGGCCUCAGACUACAUAAAAGCAACAGCGGUAGUUCUGUCAUUCAUGGUGAAGAAUAAAUCAGAUAAAGAUGAGUUGGAACCCAUGCGAAAAUGGGAGAGUCGAUAUUUGGAUUUUAUGAGGCAUUGGGUAGAGCAUGAAAAACCGGAUUUCAUGGAUAUCGCCUAUUCAUCGGAGAGAUCUAUUGAAGAUGAAUUGGAACGCACUUCAAUUGCCGAAUCGAAAACUAUUAUCAUUAGCUACAUCGUGAUGUUUGUUUACAUCGUUUUCUCAUUGGGUACAUUCAGGGCAUCUGCGGAGACAUUUAUUGUCAGUAAAGCAAUGUUGAGCAUCAGCGGAAUAAUCACCGUUUUAGCGUCGGUGACUUGCACGUUCGGAGUCUUUGGGUACACCCGGACAUCUACGACUCUUUUGACUAUUGAGGUCAUUCCUUUCCUCGUUCUAGCUGUCGGAGUUGACAACAUUUUUAUCCUCGUCCAAACACAUCAAAGGAAUCCCCCAAGACCUGGAGAGAGUAUCCCACAUCAUAUGGGUAGAAUACUGGGCUUAGUGGGACCGUCCAUGUUCCUUACGAGUGUCUCAGAGUCACUCUGUUUCUCCAUUGGAACUAUCUCAUCCAUGCCUGCUGUUAAAACAUUCGCACUGUUUGCAUCAGUCGCUAUUGCGUUCAAUUUCUUCCUGCAAAUUACUGGAUUCGUCAGUCUUCUGGCCCUGGACACGAGAAGAUAUGAGGAUCGGCGUGUGGAUCUCUUAUGCUGCCUGCGAUUGAAUAUCAGUAGCAUUAAAUCAGGCCCAGGGAUUAUGCAAAAAUUCUUCGCCAAGUACUACACACCUAUGCUAAUGAAUAAAUUCGUUGGAAUCGGAGUACUGGUCUUUUUCGUUGCACUAGUGACGACGAAUGUUGUUGCUGGAGCACAACUCGAAAUCGGUUUGGAUCAGAAAUACUCGAUGCCUGAAGAUUCAUACGUUCUCAAAUACUUUGAAUUCAUGGAGGAACUGCUGUCAAUGGGGCCGCCAGUGUACUUCGUUCUCAAAGGUGGCCUUAACUACAGUAAACCUGAGGUUCAGAAUGCUAUAUGUGGAGCGCAGAGAUGCAACUCUGAUUCCCUAUAUGCCCAGAUAUUCUCGGCAUCUAAACAAUCCUCAAUUACUUAUCUAGCAAAGCCAGCAUCUUCCUGGAUCGACGACUAUUUUGAUUGGACUGUAAUCGAUGGCUGCUGCAAGUAUUUCCCGAGCAAUUCAUCUUUUUGCCCUCACAAUCAUUGGACGGAUGAUGAAGAGAUGUCCUGCGAGAGAUGCCCUAUGAAGAAGGAUAAAUUUGGAUUGAGACCACAGGCAUCAGACUUUCGUAGAUACCUCAGUUAUUUCUUAACUGAUGUACCUGACGAGACAUGUGCGAAGGGAGGUAGGGCGGCUUAUUUCGACGCAAUGAUGUAUACAUACGAUCGAUAUGGAAUGAUUGAUGUUGGAGAUUCCUACUUCAUGAGUUACCACACACCUCUGAAGAAACAAUCGGACUGGUACAGAGCCCUUUCCUCAGCUCGAGUGGUUGCUGAUAAUAUAACCGCUAUGAUUAAUAACCACAAAUUCACUGAUACUCACAUCAGUGUUUUUCCUUACAGCAUUUUUUACGUCUUUUACGAACAGUAUUUGACGAUUUGGAAGGAAACAAUGAUAUCAUUGGCACUGUCUCUUGGUAUUGUCUCCAUUGUUACUUACGUUUUAACUGGAUUUUCCCUUUUCUCUGCUGGAAUGGUAUUGAUCACUGUGACUAUGAUAAUCAUCAACAUGUUUGGACUCAUGUACUGGUGGAAUGUCAGUCUCAAUGCUGUCUCACUUGUUAAUUUAGUUAUGGCUGUGGGGAUCUCGGUGGAGUUUUGUAGUCAUCUUCUGCACUCUUAUCUGAGUUCAAAGAAAAAAUUUAGUCUGGACAGGGCAUCUGAUGCAUUAUCUGUGAUAGGAAGCUCUGUAUUCUCAGGUAUCACUUUGACGAAGCUGGUGGGAAUUAUCAUACUGGCAUUUGCAAAAACAAAAAUAUUUCAGAUAUUUUACUUCAGGAUGUACCUGGGUAUUUUGAUCAUGGGAGCAACUCAUGGUCUAAUAUUCUUACCUGUUGCAAUGAGAUUCUUCGGCCCAGUGGGAAUAGGAAAUUCAAAUCAGGAAAAUGGAAGAUCGAGUAAAUUAGAGACACAAUGUUAAAUAUUUUCCUAACUGAAUUUAACAUGUAAAUAGUUUUCAAGGAAUAAACAAGUUUUUCUUAA